Messenger RNA from Neopsephotus bourkii (Bourke's parrot), 1924 nucleotides. Its product is annotated as lipoxygenase homology domain-containing protein 1-like. The record is from RefSeq and is a predicted model, not a curated record. The transcript has 12 exons. Gene Ontology annotation, molecular function: protein binding. Bases 117 to 1685 code for a protein of 522 amino acids. Lineage: Eukaryota; Metazoa; Chordata; Aves; Psittaciformes; Psittacidae.
GACACCUGAGACCUUGGGAAUAACUUUUUCUCUCCCAAGUGGCUUUAUUUAGCAAUUUGCAACCAGGGCCUGAUGAGGGGAACUGGCUGAUCACCUCUACAGCAAGAGCAGUCACCAUGUGGUGUGGGAAUAUGCUCCAGUCUGCUUCUGGGUGUGCUGUCUAUGAGGUGGUGACAGUGACAGGAGAUGUCCGAGGAGCAGGAACCGACGCCAAUGUCUUUGUUACUCUCUUUGGAGAGCAUGGGAUUACUCCCAAGACUCAUCUCACAAGCAAGAGCAGCACGGCCUUUGAGAGGAGUAAAACAGAUGUGUUCCGAGUGAAAACCAAUAAUGUUGGACAAAUAAAGAAAAUAAGGAUUGAGCAUGAUAACACCGGACUGAAUGCAGGCUGGUUCCUUGACCGUGUGAUUGUGACUGACAUGAACAGACCUCACCUGCGGUUCUACUUCCCCUGCAACAACUGGUUGAGCAAGGAGGAUGGGGAUGGACUGUAUGUCAGAGACCUCAUCGGCAGCCUGAACCCCAUGGAUGUGCCCAAAAUCAACAAAUACGUGGUCCGGGUUUUUACUGGUGAAGUUAGCGGCAGUGGAACAGAUGCGGAUGUCUUCAUCAAUAUCUUUGGUGAGAAAGGAGACACAGGUGUGAGGAAACUGGACAAUGACAAAGACAACUUUGAAAAGGGAGCUGAGGACAAGUUCACACUUGAUGCUCCAAAUUUGGGAAAGUUAAGGAAAAUUAAUAUAGGGCAUAACAACAAGGGUGGCUCUGCUGGCUGGUUCCUUGCAAAGGUGAUUAUUGAAGACAUUGGCAACAAAUGUGUGUACCAGUUCCCAGUUGGACGCUGGUUUGCUUUAGAUGAAGAUGAUGGAAAAAUCCAGAGGGACAUUCUUGUUGGGGGCACUGAGGCCACAGGUAUCGUGUACAACGUUGCUGUAGUAACAGGAGAUAUCAGAGGAGCUGGCACUAACUCCAAGAUCCACGUAAUCCUCCAUGGGUCCAAAGGCUUAAAGAACAGUGGGAAGAUUUUCUUGGAAGGAGGUGAAUUUGAGCGUGCCAGGACAGAUCUCUUUAACGUGGAGAUAGCUGCCCUUCUCAGCCCGCUCAGCAGAGUCACCAUUGGGCACGACAAUUGUGGUGUCAGUUCUGGAUGGUAUUGUGAGAAGGUGGUGGUUUAUUGCCCAUUCACUGGUAUUGAACAGACCUUCCCCUGUGAUAAAUGGCUGGAUGAAGAUGAAGGAGAUGGUCUUAUAGAGCGGGAACUCUAUGAAAUGGUCUCACUACGCCAGAGAAGACUGAAAAAUCAUCUGGAGCAAUUUUUAGGAGCUACCUGGAUCUGCUUUGCACCAUACACAAAAAGCCCCUGGUCUCUGUGGAUCUGGACAAGUGACAUCAAGAAUGCAGGGACGGAUGCCACCAUCUUCUUCCAGAUUUAUGGAGACAAGGGGAAGUCAGAUGAGAUGAAGCUGGACAACAAUUCAGACAACUUUGAAACCGGACAGACUGACAAGUUCAUGAUUGAGCUCCCUGAUCUGGGCACGUUUUAUAAGCUUCGGAUAUGGCAUGAGAAAAGAAAUCCCUUUGCUGGCUGGCAUCUGAACAAGGUGAGGGGAUGGCAGGGGAAGGUAGACCUGGAAAGACAGAUUAGUUGCAGUCCUGGGUCACUGCAUUCCCCAGAUGGCAGCUAAGUUUGAUAUGCAGUCAUCAGAGGUGCCUCCCUUUACAGACGGUGCAGCCCUAGGGGUGGAAGUGGAAAUCCUACAUGAGAACAGGAUGUGGAGAGAGCACAUCAUAGCAUUCACAAAAAUACAUGGGGAGACAAGGGUUCAUUGUAUGGUUUUGGAAGAGAUUUCUUCUCCCUCCUCUCCUUUUCAGUUCAGCCCAGAUAUGUGUGGGAAAUGAGAGCAACGGGAAAUGGUAGCUCCCA